AUGUUUGUUGGGGUUGGUGCCUCGAGGGUGCGUGACCUUUUCAAGAAGGCUAAAGAGAAUGCUCCUUGUAUUGUGCUUGUUGAUGAAAUCGAUGUUGUCGGGCGGCAGAGAGGGACGGGCAUUGGUGGAGGGAAUGACGAGAGGGAGCAAAUGCUAAACCAGCUCCUGACAGAAAUGGACGGGUUUGAAGGGAACACGGGCAUUAUUGUAAUUGCGGCUACUCACCGAGUUGAUAUUCUUGAUUCGGCUCUUUUGAGACCCGGGAGGUUUGAUAGGCAGGUAACUGUGGAUGUCCCUGAUAUUCGUGGAAGAACAGAGAUCCUGAAGGUUCAUGCAAGGAAUAAGAAGUUCGAUUCAGAUUUGUCGCUUGAAGUAAUAGCUAUGAGGACACUUGGUUUUAGCAGAGCAGAUCUUGCAAAUCUAUUGAAUGAGGCAGCUAUCCUUGCUAGCCGGCGUGGGAAGACAGCCAUUUCAUCUAAAGAAAUAGAUUACUCUAUUGAUAGGAUAGUUGCUGGGAUGGAAGGGACUGUCAUGACCGAUGGCAAGAGCAAGAGUCUCGUGACGUACCAUGAAGUAGGUCACGCUAUCUGUGGAACUCUUACUCCAGGGCAUGAUGCUGUUCAGAAGGUCACCUUAGUUCCUCGCGGUCAAGCACGUGGUUUGACCUGGUUUAUCCCUGCAGAUGAUCCAACAUUGAUCUCCAAACAACAACUUUUCGCCAGAAUUGUUGGUGGGCUCGGUGGACGAGCUGCAGAGGAGAUCGUAUUUGGCGAGCCCGAGGUCACAACUGGUGCUGUGGGUGACUUACAACAGAUCACUGGUUUAGCCAAACAGAUGGUUGUUACGUUCGGCAUGUCGGAGAUAGGCCCGUGGUCGCUCAUGGACUCGUCGGCCCAAAGUGCGGAUGUGAUAAUGAGAAUGAUGGCACGAAACUCAAUGUCUGAAAAGCUUGCAGAGGAUAUUGAUGCUGCAGUGAAGAGGAUAUCGGACGAGGCGUACGAGAUUGCGUUAAGACACAUACGAAAUAACCGAGAAGCUAUGUGGCUCAGAAUUACAAGGGAAAAGAGAGAACACUCUCAAUUUAAUAAAAACACUCAAACUCAAUUCUUGGAUGCUUAG
Messenger RNA from Striga hermonthica, 1119 nucleotides. The record is from the annotation of a GenBank genome assembly. NCBI's taxonomy places the organism in Eukaryota, Viridiplantae, Streptophyta, Magnoliopsida, Lamiales, Orobanchaceae.